AUGAUGAAAUCUUGUCAAGUGGAAUGGAGAAAACAAGGAAUCUCUACAAUGUUAUUUGGGGAUCACUUUUUAAAACCAUCCCAACCAUCAGGAAACAUUCCCUUUGACACUGCAGUAACCAAACAAGGCUAUAUUGUUUAUACCGAUCCUACCCCUACCGAGCAAACUGUGAACAUUGUGAAGAAUGAAAACAUUGAGACUUUGAUUAAAUUAAAGAAAUGGAGACCUUUUAAUAUCUGCUCUACCUCCUCAGGUGACCUCCUGGUUGUUAUGCAGAUCAGUGAUGAUUUUCAACAAUCAAAUAUUGUGGGAUGUUACUCUGGUACCACAAAGAAACAAACCAUAUGCAUUCUGUUUUAUGAUAGGGGUCAUGGUUUUCAUUCAUCUGAUAACACCACUAAAUGUUUCACUGAAAACAAGAACCUGGAUAUCUGUGUGGCUGACAGUGGAAGUAAUGAAGUACUGGUGGUCAAUCAGGCUGGGACACUGAGAUUCAGGUACUUACCUACUCCAAAGAACCAACCAUUCUAUCCAGCAGGAAUCACCACAGACAGUUAG
Saccostrea cuccullata (small rock oyster) is the source of this 558-nucleotide messenger RNA. RefSeq lists its product as uncharacterized. The coding region runs from base 1 to 558 and encodes 185 amino acids. NCBI's taxonomy places the organism in Eukaryota, Metazoa, Mollusca, Bivalvia, Ostreida, Ostreidae. The record is from RefSeq and is a predicted model, not a curated record. The transcript has a single exon.